This is a messenger RNA of Musa acuminata subsp. malaccensis (wild Malaysian banana), 1390 nucleotides long. RefSeq lists its product as uncharacterized. Lineage: Eukaryota; Viridiplantae; Streptophyta; Magnoliopsida; Zingiberales; Musaceae. The record is from RefSeq and is a predicted model, not a curated record.
AGCCCUAACUAGACGACCGGUGCUCUCGGAUCCCAUCUUUCUUGCGACCAAGAUGCCGGAGGAGCGGAGGCGAAGGGAAGGCGGCACCGGAGGCGACUCGAUGCCCCGACGCGAGGGCCGCGAUCACGGUGGCAGAAGUCACCACUCACGAUCGGAACGGGAGAGGGAAAGAGAAAGGGAAAGGGAAAGGGAACCCAGUCCUAAAAGGCCAAAAAGAGAUGGAAAAUCAGCAUCUGAGAGAAAAUUCUCUGGUAAUCAUGAUUUGAAUGUUGAUGAUAAUAAGGAGCGGAAAACUCGUAGGCGGUUUCAAGAUGCUUUGCCUGUUGAGAAUUCUUCAGCAACUGAUACCAAGGUGAAGUCUGCAAAUCUUAAAGAUGGUUCUCACAGGAAGGUUGAUCCUGAUAAUACCAAACAAUCUGACCAAAUGGAUGCACCAUGGGCUCGAUCCCACUUUCAGCACGACGAACGUGGCGGUGCUGGGCAUGGUGGUCGAAGCUAUGUUCGCAGAGAUGCUGAUGAAGGAAGGAAUAAUGCAAAGGAGCAGACUGGUGACAGGGUGGACAAGAUAGAGGCAUCUGACAUGCAGAGAAAAUACGACAGCCGGACUAGAGCUCAUGCAGGUGACAACAAUGAAUGGAGACAUGAUGGAUUUUAUGAGUUGGAAGUUGAGGCAGCAGCUCCCAGGAAAAGACCUGCUUUCAGUGAAAGAAAAAUGGCUACAGAAAAAGAUUCUGUGGCUGCCCCUCCCACCGGACCAGAAUCAAGAAACCACCAUGAUCAUCAAAUGCUUGGUGCUGUAAGAAGGGAAGAAAAGGGAAACAACUUUUCACGUGGUGAUAAGCCUGAGAGAUGUUUCAAUCGAGCUGAUGAUAGAUAUGAUAAGAGAGGAGACAGAUAUCUGCAAAGAAAUGAAAUCAACAGAGCUGGCUAUCAGUCAAGGGAGAUGCAUGGUGGCAGGGACGUGAGGGGUAGGGAAAGAUUCACAGGAAGAUAUGGUGAGAGAAAUAUGUCCCGAGAGAGUGGUUUCCAGGCAGAAAAAUGGAAGCAUGAUCUUUUCGACGAAGCAAAUAGAAGCCCUACUCCAAAGAAUGAAGAAGAACAGAUCGCGAAGGUUGAAGCACUGUUGUCUCUGUAGUUUGUGCCCCUCUCAAGCGGAAUGGUUCUGUUCCUCCACAAGGCUUUCUGCUCAUUGAAGUAUGCAUCUCCGUAAGGCUGUUGGAAAUUUAGUUGGAGGUUUGUCUUUUUGUGAAUUUUAUGUUAACUCCAUACAAAUUCUCUGCGUAAAAGAAGGCUGUGAUUUGUUUUUUCUACUUUUGGACUAUCUGGAUUUUGUGAACUGGUGAUCUUAUAUUCUGUAAUCUUGUGGACUAAAUGUGUUUCAGAAUUGCUA